AUGCGUUCGUUUGUGCGCAUGGUGUGCACGUUCUGCCCCUCGCUUGCUGUGGCCCAGACCAUCACGCCUCCUUGCCUGGCGUUCCUCCUCCUUUUUGCCGGCUUCAUCAUCCCCAGGACGGACAUUCACCCGUGGUGGAUUUGGAUGUACUGGGCCAACCCAACCACGUAUGCAUUCCAGGGCAUGGCGUCGAACGAGUUCUGGGACCAGCCCUACCACUGCACGCUCGAGGAGCUCAUGCCGCCCUCGAGCGUGUGCCCCAUGACCUGGGGCACCGACUACGGAAUCGACAAGUGGGGCGUGUUCGAUGGCGAGAACAUCAAGUGGGCCAUGGUGCCCGCUCUCAUCGGCUGGUACAUCAUCUUCAACACGAUCACCUACUUGGGCAUGCGAUUCUACCACCACGCGCCUCCCGGCAAGCCGCACAUGAAGGAGGUGACUGGUGCGGGUAUCACCAAGAAAUCCACCAAAGACAGCGAUGACGAUGACUCAGAGGAAGAGGAAGAGGGCAAGCUGGCCAAGACCGACGAGAACUACUUCGUCCAGGCCUACAGGCAGUCGGCCUUCUACGCGUCGGCGGACCAGGAGCUCACGCGCGGUAUCUACGCCGCCGCAGUGAUGGACAAGAGCGGCACGGACGACGGCGCGCGGGAGAAGCGAUGGCACCACAAGAUCAAGCGGCGGCUGAGCGACCGCUACGCGAGCCUGCCGACCACGCAGCUGUGGGAGAUGUUCGUGCGCGGGACGAAGAGCUACUGGCGUCAGCCGGAGGAGUUCGUCAUGAAGCUCUCGCUGCCGAUCGUCAUGGGCGUCGUGCUGGGUACCUACUUCCUCGACCUGGGCCGAGACCAGGCCUCCAACACCCAACGCGUGGGCAUGCUCUACUACGCCCUCCUCUUCUCCAACAUGGGCGCCCUUCAGCUUAAGGCCAACCUGAUCCUGUCGCGGCCGCCCAUGUACCGCGAGCGGGCCUCGCGCACCUACUCGUCGCUCAUCUACCUGCUCAGCCUUAUCGCCAUCGAGCUGCCCUACAUUCUGAUCAACACCGUCACCUUUGUUGUUCCGGUGUACUUCAUAUCGGGGCUGCAGUACGAGGCGGGCAAGUUCUGGAUCUUCUUCGCGCUCUACCUGCUGGCCAACCUUAUCUCGCUGGUGGUGGUCUACACGCUCUGCUUCUCGGCGCCCAACAUCGCCGUGGCCAACGUCAUGGCGGGCCUCGUGUUCACCGUCCUCUCCAUGUUCGCCGGCUUCCUCAUCGCGCGCAACAAGAUCCCCGACUACUGGAUCUGGCUCCACUACCUGGACGUCAACAUGUACCCCAUCGAGGCCCUGCUGAUCAACGAGAUCAAGGGCAUGGACUUCCACUGCUCCGACAGCGAGCUCGUUCAGGUCCCGAUUGAGUUGGCCGCCGGAGGAACGGCGACGGCGUACUACUGCCCCAUCACGACCGGCGAGCAGUUCCUGGAUAGCCUGGGAAUGUCGGCCGAUAACAUGCUGCGCGAUUCGCUCGUCAUGGUGGGCUGGGUCCUGGCCCUGUUCAUCUCGAGCGCCUUCCUCCUCAAGUGUGUCGUACACCAGAAGCGAUAA
Messenger RNA from Acanthamoeba castellanii str. Neff, 1587 nucleotides. RefSeq names its product ABC2 type transporter superfamily protein. NCBI's taxonomy places the organism in Eukaryota, Discosea, Longamoebia, Acanthamoebidae. The coding region runs from base 1 to 1587 and encodes 528 amino acids. The transcript has 9 exons. Gene Ontology annotation, cellular component: membrane. Gene Ontology annotation, molecular function: ABC-type transporter activity. The record is from RefSeq and is a predicted model, not a curated record.